This is a messenger RNA of Gavia stellata (red-throated loon), 720 nucleotides long. RefSeq names its product MORN repeat containing 3 (gene MORN3). Bases 4 to 720 code for a protein of 238 amino acids. The transcript has 5 exons. NCBI's taxonomy places the organism in Eukaryota, Metazoa, Chordata, Aves, Gaviiformes, Gaviidae. The record is from RefSeq and is a predicted model, not a curated record.
AAUAUGCCCAUUGUAAAAUACCCCAGGGCUACAGAGCCUCUCUGGCAUGAAUGGGACAGGAAAGCACGGAAAUGUGGAUUAAGACACACGGUCUACGCUGUGAAUGGGGAUCAGUAUACUGGAGAAUGGCUGGACAACUUGAAACACGGUAAAGGCACCCAGGUAUGGAAACGGACCGGAGCUAUUUAUAGCGGGGACUGGAAGUUUGGGAAGCGGGAUGGUUACGGCUCAUACAGCAUUCCUGACCCCAUAACCAAGGAAUACAAGAAGGUGUACACAGGCUGGUGGAAGAACGACAAAAAAUGCGGCUACGGGGCCACGUUUUACCCCGGCGAAGAGUGCUACGAGGGCGAGUGGAGCGGCGGGCUGCGGAGCGGCUGGGGACGGAUGUACUACCGGGACGGAUCCAUCUACGAGGGGCAGUGGCUGGCGGACCGGCCCGGCGGAGAGGGGAUGCUGCGGCUGCCAAAUGAAAAUCGGUACGAAGGAGGUUGGAAGGAUGGAAAGAAGCAUGGCCCAGGGAAAUUUUUCUACUUGGAUAAGGGACAGUUGUUUGAAGGUAUCUGGGCAGCAGAUAUACCAAAAUGUGGAAUUCUGAUUGACUUUGGCAGAGACGAAGCUCCUGCCCCUACUCAGUAUCCAAUCCCAAAGAUUGAACUAGCUGAUCCAGAUGGUGUUUUAGCAGAGGCCCAGGCAAUGUUUGAUGACAGCCAAAAUUAA